AUGUUAUCAGUGAGCACGUUGACAUCAGUGGCUACAUGGUCUUGGAUAUCGCCUGCGAUAACGUUGAAUAAGUUGGUCUUAGAUGAAACAGUGCUAGAUGAAACAUCAGCCAGAUCAGUCUCUCGAACUCGUAAAGUGUCGAAGUCACCGGCGCGCAUAAAGCUAACAUCGCCGAAAUCUGAGCCAAGGAAGAAAAAAGCUCCAGCAAAAGUGCCGUCUCGCUCAAGAUCAGCCAGUAGAAGCAGAGGACGUGCUAAAAAGGAAAAACAUGUGAAAUCACCGAAGAGCGUGAGCAGAUCGCAGUCCCGAGGACGGACGAUUAAGCCCACCAAGCGACUAUCCAAGUCUCCAGUACAGAAAAGGAUGAAAUCACCGACAAAGAUCUCGCCGCCAAAGCCAUCACCAGUCAAAAGAGCUAGUGUGAAGAAGACACCCUCAACAAGAACACCGGCGCCAAAGACGCCUGCGCCGAAAGUAGAAGAACCAAAAGCGCCGGCGCCAAAGCCCACACCGGCAAAGACACCAUCAUUUGUAGCAAUGGCUUCAGACUUACGUCCAUCUCGUAGCUCCGAGAAAAGGGUGUAUACAUCUACACCGUUGGAGUCAGCGAUGCGACAACGAUAUUUGCGACAUGAGAGUUCUAGCCCAUCACCUAUAAAGGUCACUCCAAGAAAGCAACCUUCCACAGUAUCAAGAAUGUGCAACGGUGCCUUCGGAUCAGUUCGUGCUGCUGGGCGAUCCCUCUGUGGUGUAUCCCGUGCUGCUGGUCGUUCCGUUUGCAGUGCAUCUCGCGCGGUCGGUCAAUCAAUCUGUGGUGCCUCUCGUGCCGCAUGUUGCAAUGUAGUUCGCAAUCGUCGUGAAAUCCUUGUGUCUUUUGUUCUGCUCGCCAUAAUCGCUGCGCUCACGUAUUUCAUACUCUACACAGAUCCAGCUAAGACUCGCGCCUUCAUUCACUCUAUUCCCAUCAAAGUGCAAGCAUGGUAUCAAAAACACAUCGCACGUAAAUAA
Messenger RNA from Necator americanus (New World hookworm), 1008 nucleotides. RefSeq lists its product as uncharacterized. The transcript has 4 exons. The record is from RefSeq and is a predicted model, not a curated record. Lineage: Eukaryota; Metazoa; Nematoda; Chromadorea; Rhabditida; Ancylostomatidae. Bases 1 to 1008 code for a protein of 335 amino acids.